Manihot esculenta (cassava) is the source of this 1636-nucleotide messenger RNA. RefSeq names its product methionine gamma-lyase. The record is from RefSeq and is a predicted model, not a curated record. Gene Ontology annotation, cellular component: cytoplasm. Bases 107 to 1489 code for a protein of 460 amino acids. Gene Ontology annotation, molecular function: pyridoxal phosphate binding; carbon-sulfur lyase activity. Gene Ontology annotation, biological process: transsulfuration. NCBI's taxonomy places the organism in Eukaryota, Viridiplantae, Streptophyta, Magnoliopsida, Malpighiales, Euphorbiaceae. The transcript is spliced from 3 exons.
CUCUCUAUGUAUCGCGAAUUCAGCGAUUCCUAAAUCCAUCUCCCUUUAAUUUCCAACUUUUUCUUUUUUCUCUUUUUUCUUUUUUCUUCAAGAUUUCUGCUUUGUUAUGGCUGACACCAAAACCCAGGCGUUUCUUUUAGCUGGCAAGAAGAGGACUGGUCAAGAUGAUUUAGACGGCGAUGAUUGUAUUCUUGCCAAGAAAUCCUCGCUCUUAUCUCCUGCCCUUGCCUAUGGCGACGAUCCUAUUGCUGCAUUAGCUGCUUCACGCCACGAGUUCGGUGAACAUGGAGGCGUUAACAUGUCUAUCGAGGCAUCCGCUACUUUCACCGUCAUGGAGCCCGACACCAUGCGUCGUAUGUUCUCCGGUGAGCUGGGUCCUGAUCGUGACUUCUUCAUUUACAGUCGUCACUUUAAUCCCACGGUGUUGAAUCUUGGCCGCCAGAUGGCCGCCCUGGAAGGAACAGAGGCUGCCUAUUGCACUGCUAGCGGUAUGUCUGCGAUAUCCUCGGUGUUAUUGCAGCUUUGCAGCAGCGGAGGACACGUGGUUGCUUCGGCGACUGUGUAUGGUGGGACUCAUGCCCUGUUGAGCCAUUUCUUACCAAGGGCAUGCAACAUAACGACGACAUUUGUUAACAUUACCGAUCUAGAUAUGGUGAAAAAUGCUAUAAUUAAAGGCAAGACGAAGGUGUUAUACUUCGAGUCUAUGUCGAACCCCACUCUCACCGUGUCUAACAUCCCUGAACUCAGCAGAAUUGCUCAUGACAAAGGGGUCAUGGUGGUUGUAGACAACACUUUUGCUCCAGUCGUACUCUCUCCGACACGUUUAGGGGCUGACGUGGUUGUGCAUAGUAUUACCAAAUUUAUCAGCGGUGGAGCUGAUAUUAUUGCAGGUGCUAUCUGUGGGCCGGCUAGCCUAGUGAACUCAAUGAUGGACCUUCACCAAGGCACACUAAUGCUUCUUGGACCUACAAUGAAUGCGAAAGUAGCCUUUGAGUUAUCAGGUAGAAUUCCACAUUUGGGCCUCAGAAUGAAGGAACAUUGUCACCGAGCAAUGGAAUUCGCCACCAGAAUGAAGAAACUAGGCCUCAAAGUCAUCUACCCAGGCCUUGAAGACCACCCACAGCAUGAGCUCUUGAAAUCCAUGGCCAAUAAGGAUUAUGGUUUCGGUGCACUUCUUUGCGUUGACAUGGAAACUGAGGAAAGGGCUAACCGAUUGAUGAACCACUUGCAGAACUUCACUCAGUUUGGGUUAAUGGCUGUGAGCUUGGGCUACUAUGAGACCUUAAUGUCUGUGUCUGGUAGUAGCACCAGUAGUGAAAUGAGUGCUGAGGAAAAGAAACUGGCUGGAAUAUCACCUGGACUAAUCAGGAUGUCUGUUGGUUACAUAGGGACUUUGGAGCAGAAAUGGAGCCAAUUUGAGAAGGCCCUUUCCAAAAUGCAGGACUCAGGCUUUGCCUACAAGAAUUUAGCUUCACUUGGUACAAAGUAGAAGCAUAUAUAAUAGAUAGCCUUAGAAAUAAGAUAGUUCUGAGUGGUUUUCCUCCUGCAUUAUGCAAUAAUAAAUCAAAUAACCUUGUUAAUGUGCAUGUACAAAGUCAAACUCGUUUAAGGAAUCUAUGUUGCUUUAGUGCUGAAA